GAAAUUUCCGCAACCUCCGCAGCACCGCACCGCACCGCGCACCCCCACCUUCUCAAAAGGUUUCUCCAACAAGUUUCUCCCAACAUUUCCUACCACCCUCAAUUAAUCUUCAGAUACGCAAUGUCUCAACCUCCUGCUAAGCGUCAAAAGCGCGCCGAGUACCGCAAACAAGCCGCCGAAGCGGUCGUCGCGCAACCGAAUGAAUCCGCCCCCGUGAGCCAUGUCAAGCUCCCUAAGAAGAAGUUCUAUCGUCAGCGGGCGCAUGCGAAUCCGUUCUCGGAUCAUCAGUUGAACUAUCCCCUCAGCCCGGCGCAUAUGGAUUGGGCAUCGCAUUUCCCUGCUUUCGUGAACCCCGAUGCCACGCAGACGAACCUGAUCGGAACGAGAAAGUUGCUUAAGGAUGUGGAGGUCGUGGACAUCGGAUGUGGAUUCGGUGGGUUGCUUGUCGGUCUGGCGGGGUUGUUGCCGGAGACGUUGAUGGUCGGAAUGGAAAUCCGCAUCGCCGUUCUCGAAUACCUAAACACCCGUAUCCAAGCUCUUCGCGUGCAACAACAGCACCAGCAACAAAAGACACAACAACAGCAACAACAACAAUCACAAUCUCAACCUACCUCUUCGACUUCCACCCCUGCCCCUACCACCCCUGCUGACGCCGCCGUCGAUACUCCCACCGAUGCCCCGGCGCAUCCCGACCCGAACGCCAGCGCGGCUCUCGUCCCCGGAGGAUACCAGAACAUCUCGGCGAUCCGGAGCAACACGAUGAAGUUCUUCCCGAACUUCUUCAACAAGCACCAGCUGUCGAAGAUCUUCAUCUGUUUCCCCGACCCGCACUUCAAGGCGCGGAAGCACAAGGCGCGCAUUAUCUCGGAGACUUUGAAUGCGGAGUAUGCGUAUGCGCUGCGCCCUGGUGGUCUACUGUACACUAUUACGGAUGUGGAGGAGUAUCAUCAUUGGAUUUUGAGACACUUCCGGGAUGAGAGUGCGGUUGAGGAGGCGGAGAAUGAGGGACCCACUGUUAAGGAGUUGUUUGAGAGGGUGUCUGAGGAGGAGUUGGAGAAGGAUGAGUGUGUGAAGGUUAUGAAGGAGGCGACGGAGGAGGGCAAGAAGGUUACGAGGAAUAAGGGUAACAAGUAUGUUGCUGUGUUUAGGAGGAAGGAGGAUCCGGAGUGGGCUUGAUUUCUGUGUUUCUGUUCGGCUUGUAUAGAUCUAUGGCGUGGAUGUUUUGUUGCGAGAUUAACAAAAGUUAAUUAUUAUAUACAUGGUUUGGAUGAUCAUCUGUUAUAAUAUGUGCUCAUGUAGUCUUGUGGGUGUGUUGCUUCGAUACAUAUUGCAUUGUCUGGGAUGGCAUGUUGUAGAGUGGCUGAGUUUAGCUCAGAGGAGAGUCCCAUAGUGCAGCAGAGUGGUGUUGGACGUUGAUU
Aspergillus vadensis CBS 113365 is the source of this 1418-nucleotide messenger RNA. RefSeq names its product tRNA (guanine46-N7)-methyltransferase (gene trm8). Bases 121 to 1176 code for a protein of 351 amino acids. The record is from RefSeq and is a predicted model, not a curated record. Gene Ontology annotation, molecular function: tRNA (guanine(46)-N7)-methyltransferase activity. Gene Ontology annotation, cellular component: tRNA methyltransferase complex. NCBI's taxonomy places the organism in Eukaryota, Fungi, Ascomycota, Eurotiomycetes, Eurotiales, Aspergillaceae. The transcript has 3 exons. Gene Ontology annotation, biological process: RNA (guanine-N7)-methylation; tRNA methylation.